Messenger RNA from Symbiodinium sp. CCMP2456, 648 nucleotides. NCBI's taxonomy places the organism in Eukaryota, Dinophyceae, Suessiales, Symbiodiniaceae. The record is from the annotation of a GenBank genome assembly.
AUGGGGAGCCAGAGCUCGAAGGUGAUCGAUUGCCUGGUCCUCGCGGACGACACACGUGAUGCCAAGGGCAAGAAGUCCGGUGGCAUUGCGCAAGUUGGCUGGUUGAUAGGCGCGAAGCUGCGUUUCGGCGAGACAUUGCUGGUGCGGGAGGUCAGUCCGCAACUUCUCGAGUUCAGGGACCCUUCUAGCGGCAGAACGAUGAGGCAUCAAGACUUAACGCCAGUUGCCGAGCUGCUUGAAGAGAGGGUCCAACGGCUCCGUGAAGUGCAGAUCUGGUCCCAUGGAGGGAUUGCGCGGCCGGUCAUUGGUGAUACUGCCCUAAGUGCAAGCAGCUUCCGUUGCUUCAGAGACGUUUUCGAAGCGGGCCGUGGCGUGAUUUGGUUUAGAUGUUGCAAUGUGGCCCGGGACAGGGAUGGUCAUGAGUUCCUCAAGGCCGUCGCAGAGGAGAGCCAGGCACGAUUUGUGGCAGGGCACGAGGCAGUGAUCGGGCCUUUGCAGCCUCAGCUCACACUGUACGAUGCCGCAACGGGCUGCUACCACGGGCCCAAGGAUGGCGCAUGGGCAAAUCUGCAGGCCCAUCUGCACGAUAUAUUCAGUGUCGUGAAGUUCGCUGAGUCACAGGCUUGCCCGGGACCGCUGCAGGAAUGA